Molecule: messenger RNA, 2059 nt
Organism: Cicer arietinum (chickpea)
Lineage: Eukaryota; Viridiplantae; Streptophyta; Magnoliopsida; Fabales; Fabaceae
Molecular function (GO): protein binding
Source: RefSeq, a predicted model, not a curated record
GUAAUAAUAAAAUGCGCGUGUGUGGGAAAGUUGGGUUGUGAGUGGAGAGAGAAACAGUAUGUAUUUGGUACAAUUUCUCUUUCUCUAGACAAACAUCUUUUGUUUAUGCUUCAAACCUCAACCACCGGUUCGGUCGUUUCUCUUUGGAAGCCACCACCAUCUGUUCUUCCUCCGCAAAGCCUCAACCCAUCUUAAUCAUUUUUGUUUCAACUGUAGAUGGAGAAAAGAUGCUUGGCAGACGCACAUAGGUACUGAAUCUACUGAGCAUGCCAUUAUUUAUGUGUUGGAAGGUCGUCAUCACGGUGAGUAAGAGCAAAAAGGUUAGGGGGCCUAAUAUUUUAAAUUCGAACAUGACAUCAAAAAACAUUAAGACGGCUUUGAGGCAGAGAAAUAGUAACAAUUUACAAGACAAGGAAUUAUUAGAAAGAAAAGAAAGCAGAAGGGAAACUCAAGUGAUGAAAUUGGAAGAGGAAUUUCAGCCCAAGUUCCACACCACUACUUUCAGUUUUUUGCCUCACUUAUACACUUCAACCUCUCACAUAAUCAUCGCAUUUUGGAGAUGGUUUGAUUGUAAAAGAUGAGUUUAACAUCACGGAAAGCUCGUCCUAAAAAUGAGACCAAAAGGGAGGAGGAUGUUAAAGUAAAAGAGGUCCAAGAAAAAGAGGUUGAAGAUGGUAAAGAGUGUGAUGUUGAUAUCCUGGAAGUGAAAAGGACGAAGACGGAAAAGACAAUUGGUCGAGUUAAAAGGCAGAGAUUUAAAUCUAUAAAUAAGUGCACUUACUCUGACUCACGUCAUCAUGAUCAUGCAACAAACAAGCAGAAUAUGAAUAUUCAGCAAAACUCAAAUAGUAGUAAGAAUUUUGAACUGAUUUCAAAGCUUCCUCAAGACUUGAUGCUUGCUAUCCUUAGUUUGGUUCCUGUUAAGUGUCUGCUUAACUCUGCAAGGCACGUUUCCAAACCUUGGGCUACUGCUACUCAAGCCUGCCUACGUGGUAAACCACCUGGUCUUUACCUUGAAAGUUUUAAUCCAACCGUGACUUCUUAUUUCUUGAAUAUUCAAGACUAUGUCAAGGGACAUUCUGAAAGGAUUUAUUUGGGACCCCCUUUGAGAUUGGGACAGAUAGUCGCUAUUUGUGAUGGCAUGUUUCUGCUAUGUGAUCGUUUUAGACUUACUUACGUCGUAAACCCCAUCCUUAGGUGCUGCUUUAGAAUUCCUCUUUCACCUUCUUCAAACCAACGGGAAGGGGUUAUCUGGCGAUCUAUUAUAGCAUGUGUUCCCCGCACUGCCAAAUUCAAGGUGUUCUUAGUAGAUACCCAAAGUGUUUCGGGGGUCAAUUGGUAUGUUUUCUACGUCCUAAGAAUUGGAAUAGACAACACAUGGAAAGAAAUAGUUAGAAAAGAAUAUAACUUGGAGGAUAAGUGGUAUUUUUUAUGGAAACCAGUUCAUAAUGGAGACAAUCAUAUCUAUUGGAUAACAUGGGAUGGAGUGAUUGUGAUGGAUGUUGGCAAGGAAAUUAUUAUACGUGAAUAUCCACUCCCCCCUCAACAGCAUCCUCAACAGCAUGCUUUUCCACUUGCAGAUUAUUUAUGGACGGGAGAUCGUCUUUCUUGCAUUUCUUGCGUUGUGGAUGAAAAAGACAUUAAAACAUAUCCAAUCUUUACUUUGGAUAUGAAUUCAGGAAAAUGGACUCUUUAUCAUGAGAUGAGACCUUUUGAUAGUAUGGCUAUUUGCAGCCAUAAGCUUGGUUUUGAUAUUGAUAUAGUGAUGACGGUUGUGAGGUGUCGGUUUUGGAUCAACGACCAAAUUAUCUUUAUAGUAGAGUUCGAUCAAAAGUUGGAUCCAACAUCUAGUAAGGAAAUGUUGUCUAACCCAAGAUUACUAACAAAAAAAGUACACUUUUGUUACAAUGUCAAGACAAGACAACUGACAAAGAUUGAUUGCAUUCCAAUAGGCAAUUUUAAGGCAUGGCUUCAUACCAACACUCUAACUCGUUGCUAAGUAUUCCAAUGUAUGCUAUGUAGUAGUAUUUAUAAAGUAGUAGUAUUUAUAUUUAUAUUU